Messenger RNA from Rotaria sp. Silwood2, 482 nucleotides. NCBI's taxonomy places the organism in Eukaryota, Metazoa, Rotifera, Eurotatoria, Philodinida, Philodinidae. The record is from the annotation of a GenBank genome assembly.
AUGUUUCUACAAUUUGUAUAUUCACCUGUUUUAUUAAUGGUUGUUUGUUCAAUGCCACAAUUAAAUUUGUACAAUACAGAUCGACAGACUGAUGUGACUAAACAACUUGAAUAUGAUUGUCUUUAUUAUGAGAUAGAUGAUAAAAUCGUUAAUUAUGGUGAACCUAUGAAAUUAAUUUAUCAAAUUAUUCCCUAUUGUAGACGACCAUUUGAUCAUGAAAUAAAUCUAAAUAUCGUUAAUGAUACUAACGAAUUGCAAGGUAUAACAUUUGAAAAAUUACAUAAAUUGAAUAUUAGUAGUGACCAGUUACUUAUAUGGUCCGCUCCAAUAGAUGCUGCUGAACGUUAUCAAAUUUAUUUAAAUAAUAAAAAAAUGAAUAUAAAAACUUUAUCUAAUGAAGUUUUCUAUAAUUGUACGUGGCCGUGGUUUGGUGAAUUUUGUCAAUAUGCACUUGAUUAUGAUAUAGAAUUGUCAUUUAAUCA